GGCAUGACAUAAGUUUGCCAAAUAAUCGGUUUUCAUGUUGUAACUUAGUUCUGUAAAUAGAAGUGCCCACAAUCUUAGGGAGUGUUCCAUCUGCCAACACUUUCACUUCCCAGUUUACAGAACGGUGACGCCCUUUUUAUGGUCACUCCGAGGCUGUUCGGGAUUUUCAUGAACACGCAUCAGUUUAAACUACUGCUGCUGGACGGAUAUGAGAGACCAGCACCCGGGAAAGGGUUCAGCAACCGAGCAAGAAUGUCGUGGAGCCCCCAGCAAGCAGAGAUAUUGGAUUCAUCACUGAUAUACAUGGAAGUGUUUGAUUUACCUUGGAGAACAUCCAAUUGAAAUGGCAUCCUACAAAUUGAAAUUGUUUGGCUUGUUGUAUUUUGUACAAGGAAUACCCUAUGGAUUACAAUCGGGUUUACUACCAAUCUACCUCAGAACUAUUGGAAUUUCAUUUACCAGAAUUAGUUUGACUAAAUUCUUGUAUUUCCCAUGGCUACUGAAGAUACUUUGGGCUCCGUUUGUGGAUCAAUAUGGGACAAAGCAGAAAUGGCUGCUAUCUAGCAUGUUUGGUCUGUUUCUAUGUUGUUUAAUCAUUUCAAAACUGCAUCCAAAGACUGAUUUUGCAACUUUGGCCUUCAUUUUAUUGCUGAUGAACUUCCUUGCAUCAGUUCAAGAUAUUGCUGUUGAUGGCAUAGCAGUACGAUUACUCAGUAAUGAGGAAAUUGGAUAUGGCAACACCAUCCAAGUUGUGGGUUAUAAGACAGGCUCUCUCGUUUCAGGAGCAGGGCUUUUGACGAUGAUGGACCAUAUUAGCUGGGAUAUGCUCUUUGUAAUAAUAUCUGUUAUUUAUGUGAUAGCUAUCAUUUGUGCAUGCUUCACGCCUGAACCUCCAACAACCUCUGAUACAGAAACUAGGUUGCCUGUGUUGAAUCCCCGUGAAAUACUGAAAGAAGUACUUCAUGUGCCUGGAACCAUUUGGACUCUAAUUUAUGUCAUCAUUUACAAAUUAGGAGAACAGGGUACAGUCAGCAUGUUUCCACUGUUUUUGCUGGAGCACAAUUUCUCUCCAGCAGAACUGGGCUUAUGGACUGGAAUAGUUGCAAUGGGAUUUUCUAUUCUUGGAUCAUGCCUAGGUGGCAUAUUAAUGCCGAAGUAUAAUGCAUUUUCACUUAUUCUGAUUCUGUUUGUGAUUCGUGUUGGAAAUUUGAGUUUCCAGACAUCACUUCUCCUUCUGUUUGAAAGUCAAUCCUUGAUAAUGAAAGGUGCAGCUGUGCUAAGUAUAAUUUUACAGCAUUUACUUGGUGGAUUGAUAACAACAUUGACAUUUAGUAUCAUGAUGCUGUGCACACAGAAGGCUGAGGAAAGAAUACAGGCCACCCAUUACACAUUUCUGGCAAGUUUUGAAGUCUUGGGAAAACUUACGUUCAGUGCCAUAGCUGGUUUACUUGUGGAUAAGAUGGGUUUUCCUUUUAGUUUUUGCAUAUUUGUUCUGCUAUCGUGUUUAGCUAUUCUCCAUGUUUGUAAGCCACCAGAUGUGCUACCUGAGCAGAAAAGGCAAUAAAGUGUGAGUCAUCUGCAAUGUAAUUAAAACUA
Messenger RNA from Rhincodon typus (whale shark), 1596 nucleotides. It is a transcript of the gene slc33a2, whose product is annotated as major facilitator superfamily domain containing 3. Bases 344 to 1564 code for a protein of 406 amino acids. Gene Ontology annotation, cellular component: membrane. Gene Ontology annotation, molecular function: transmembrane transporter activity. Gene Ontology annotation, biological process: transmembrane transport. The transcript has 7 exons. NCBI's taxonomy places the organism in Eukaryota, Metazoa, Chordata, Chondrichthyes, Orectolobiformes, Rhincodontidae. The record is from RefSeq and is a predicted model, not a curated record.